Molecule: messenger RNA, 2056 nt
Organism: Cutaneotrichosporon oleaginosum
Lineage: Eukaryota; Fungi; Basidiomycota; Tremellomycetes; Trichosporonales; Trichosporonaceae
Source: RefSeq, a predicted model, not a curated record
UCUUCAUCAUCAUCAUUCUCCUCUUCUUCUUCAUCACUCGCAUCUCUCCUUUACUCACUCUCACAGCUCUCUCCCCCUUUCAUCAAUCUCCUUCAUCACAGACCGUGGCCAAAUCUCACCUACUUGGUCCAGUCCACCGAGUUUAAGAUUUCAGGCCACAUUCCACCUCCCCUCAGCAAUGUUUGGCUUUCUCCGCAACCAGAGCCGCGGCGGCUCGCGCACUACCUCCCCCUCACGCCGCGGUCCCCGCAUCUACAUCAAUGUCCCCAGCUACGGAGGUGUCUUCAUGACCCGCCCUGCACCUGAUCAGGACCACGGGCAGGUUUCCACCCCCGCCGACAUUGACCAUCGCGGACGCGAGCUGCACGGUGAGGUUGAAAUCGACCUUCCUCGCGGAACUGGCAGGAGGCGAUGCCGCGCCGUACGCGUCACCCUCCGCAACGUUAGCAGGCUGUACAUGGGCCAGGAGCGGGGGUGGGAGGAGGACGUGCUGUUCGAGCGUGCACUCGAAGUCAAGGGCGCUAUCAUCUUGGAAGAGGGCGUGACUCGGUUCAACUUUACGAUCGUCGUACCUUGGUCGCUCGCGCCGUACGAUGUUCACCCCACGGGGCAGAUCAACACGACUAUCCACGCCGAGAUAGAAGGGCUUGGGGGCAAGAGCGCGCGCAAGUCGCCCUCACCUGGCGCGUCACUCGUUAGCACUCCUUCCGGGACGCCGCGGCGCGGGCGCUCGCCAGUGCGUCAGCGCUCGGCGCCACUGCCAGAAAACGGUGCGCAAUCCAGUGGGAGCGGGACUCCGCUAGAAGGCGCCGGGACCAGCACCGGCUCCGGCGACGGCAUCAGCGCGCCCAGCACAGACGAGAUUCUUUCUCAGAUGCUCGUGUCGUGGAGCGACCCUGUGAGCACGACUCCAUCCAAAGAAGAGUCGGAGGUCAAGUGGCUUACGGGUACGGUCAAGACGAGCCGCUCCAUCACGCUGCUGUACAACCCGGACCCCAACAAUGGGGUGUCAACCCUCGACGAGCGGCGUCGUGGCGAUGUGGAGGGACUCGGCGCGUUCGACGUGCGAUACCUGUCCCAAGUGUGGACCGUUUGCGCACUCAUGAACAUCAUGCUCAAUUUCGCCAAACCCGAUCCGAAAACGACCAUCUACUAUGCGCGCGUGUCCUUGGUGCAGCGCAUGGAAAUGAAAUCACCUCGCGACGACCCCGUCACCACCAAGCCCCGCAUUUCGCUGACGACCUUCCCGCUAUGGGAGAAGGGCAUCCGCCCACCACCCCAGCGCCCAACUCCAGGUACGCCUGCGAUCUGGCGCGGCACCGAGGCGAGUGGCAAGGACGAGGGCGGAUUCACUCUCGUAGGGAGCGCGCGUUUGCCGACGGACGAGACCGGACGGCCAUCGACUCUUCCUCUCGUCCAAACCCCGAUGGUGACAUCACACUCGCUCAUUCUCGAGGUCUUUUACUCGGUGUUCGGCGAGGACGUGAGCGGCAAUCCGCUGCCUACCCCAGGACAAGGGCACUUGCGCAUGCUCAAGGUUGACAAACCUGUGACGAUCCCCAGUUGCGCCUUCAUCCCCGACGUUGUGGACCUGCCGUCCUACGAAUCGCACAGCUUCAGCUCGGAGGCAUGCAAGAUUUGCAGCACUCCCGCUGCCGAGCAGCUGUGCCGCACAUGCAUGAGCUCUGUUCCCCACGUGCGCCACGACCACGCACCGAAGCUCGUCGGCAACGAGAACGGAAUUUGCCCCGACUGCGAAUACCGAUUCGUGACGGACGACGUCAAGAACAAGUGGGCCGACUGCGCAUGCGGCCUGAGCCUGCAGGAACUAGAGGCGCGUAUGCGCGCCAUAAACCUCGAGGAUGUGGGUGAUGAGCCUGUGACCCCGACAGCGCACAAGGAGGAGGAGCGGCGAGGCCGACGCGGCUUGAGCGGCGACAGCUGGCCGAACACGCCCGGGGACUGGGACGACUGCACACCGAGCGGGCAGGGCACCGCAGAGGAGGGCGGAGGCGAGGAAGAGCGGCGUGGCCGCUCGCCGACGGUCAAGGGCUGA